Pelagomonas calceolata is the source of this 2771-nucleotide messenger RNA. The record is from the annotation of a GenBank genome assembly. Lineage: Eukaryota; Pelagophyceae; Pelagomonadales; Pelagomonadaceae.
GUUUUUGCGGCUCGAGCGCAGAUCUAGCCGACGAGUGCACCAGCGCACGGCUAAGCAUUGUUCAGGAAGAGCAUCGGACCUAGUCCUGCCGCUACCCUGCUUGCCAAGUACCCCCGUCGCACUCCCGCAGCAAAAAAAGGCACAGGGGCCCUCUGUGCCUGGUUACCAACGCCGCCGCCGCGGCACGUAAGCGUGCGCGCCACGGCAGCGCGAGACCCGCCCGCAAGACCUCUGCGCGCCGCCGCCGCGAAACCGCCGCCGCACAAAGAUGGCGCCCCUCACCUGGCGCGUCGCACUCACCGACCUGAGGAAGGGCUUUAAAGUCAAAAGCUCCUCUCCAAUUUUCACGAAGGGCAAGCACGAGUUCUGUCUCGACGUCUACCGGGACGGCUGGGGUGAUGAAGAUAGAGAUUUUGUUGCGGUCUUUGUGAGAUACGUGUCGAAGCGAGGCUCGACGAAGGGCGUCGCGUCCGUAGCUCUGGAGGGCGGGCCGCGCUGGCAGGCCCCCGAAGAGGUCGUGUUUGCUCCUGUAGCUGACUUGGAGAAACGAUCAAGAUCAGGCGACCGGAGAUUUAUGUCUAGAGAAGCGUUUCUAGAACUAUCAAAACGAGGUCCACUAGUCUUCACCGCUUCCGUGGAUCCGACACGACGUCUCAGCCAAAGAGAGAUCAGCGUAGCCAAGGACAUCGAAGAUAUGAGCGAGGAGGACGUCCGGGAGGCGCUGCUGGCCGUCGACCGCGAGGAGGUCAAGGGCCUCACGGACCCGAAGGUCACGAUCAAGGGCUCGUCCUGGAUGACCCAGUCCGCGAGGAACGCCAAGUUCAUGACCGGCUUAUACCCUAUAGUUAUGAGGUAUCUACGAGUGAAAAAGAAGGUCGCGAAGAUGAGGAAACAGUUGAAAGGAGUGGACCGGGAGGCCUACUACGACGAGCGCACGGCCAUGUGGGACGAGGCCCACGAGCGGGAAGCCAAAGCUAUUCGGAAGCUCUUUGAUAGCAUGGGCGGGCUCUACAACAAGCUCGCGCAGGACUGGGCGACGCGCGACGGCCUCGUGCCCCAGGCCUGGGUCGACGAGCUCAAACAUAGCUUUGAAGGCAUGCCGUUCCGGGAGUGGGCCCAGAUGUCGAAGAUGCUCCUUCGCGGAUUAGAGGGCGAGGGCGUUCCUCCCGUAGGAGAAGGGAAAGGUCUCGGGGCCUACUUCGCGGCAGUCGAUCAGACACCCUUAGCCGCGGCGUCGAUCGGCCAGGUCCACCUCGCGACGACCUACGCCGGCGAGCGCGUCGUCGUGAAGGCCAUCUAUCCCGAAAUAAGAAGGUACCUCAUCGCGGACCUCAAAAACGCGCGGAAGGCGGUGCGGACUCGGCGUCUGAAUAUCAUGAAGGCGGCGUCGUCGUGAUGGCACGAGCGCCGACGCGUCGCGCGACCGCAGGCCCAGCAGAUCACCUGGAUCCUCAAGCUGCCCAUGAAGGGGACCAUCAACGCGAUCAUGGACGAGGAAGUUGAAUGUUUUCCUAGGGAGCUAGAUUUACGCAUAGAAGCGAGACAUCUGAAAAAACAACGCCUCUACCAGAAGCGGCACGGCCUCGACAUCGCCAUCCCUGUGGUGAUUGAUGAACUUAGUAGUUCAUCAGUACUCACACAAACAUUCUUAACAGGAACGACGAUGGGCAACUGCGACGUCUCCGACCCGGCCGUGCGACAGAAAGCUAUUGAUGCUUGUAAGGACAUCACGCACGCGAUUGGCGUGACGCUGUUCCGCGAGCGGUUCUUCCACGCCGAUCCCCACCCGGGCAACAUCAUGCUCGUCGGUGAGGAGCUGAAGCCUGGCUUGAUAGAUUUUGGGCAGUGUACGACUUUGACCAAACCUCAAUUACGUACUGUCUGUCAGUUAGUGGUACUGCUACGAACUCGGUCCCAGACGCUGAUCGACCAAGCAUUGCGAGGUUCCGGCUUCGGUUUUAACACCGAGGACCCGGAGCUCAAGCUAGCCUUACUGUACUACUUCUUCGACUCGUCGACGACGGGCUCCGGCGUCGUGCGACCGGAGGCGAUGGAGAUCCUGAAGGACGCCAUCCAACAUAAACCUGCAAGCAUGCCUGUUCUUACGGAUACGCCGCGAGAAAUGGUCUUUUACGGGCGGGUUUGCGGCACGCUCCGGAAAUCCUUCGAGAAAUUAGAUGCGGAUGUUUCUGCGGUUACGAUAUGGUACCCGGAAGCGAGGAAGGCGCUCCAACGGCUAAAUGCCGAGAAUCCCGAUCCUAUAUCUUCUGCUUUAUUAUUACUACCGGAGAAUCCCGAUGGACUGACGUAUUUGGUCGAAAAGGCGCCGGUCGUACUGUCGCGGGCGACGGAGGUCAUGAACAGUGUGGGGGGCGGGUUCUCGUCUUCUUCAGAAGUGGGCCGGUCGCGGGCGCUGGUCGGCGUUGCAGGUCUUUGUGCGGCGAUGUGGUACCUGCGCGACGCUUUACUGGUUGGUAUGGUGGCCUUCGCGAAGCUGUUCCUUGCCGGUGUCGCGGCGGCGGUCGUGGCCGGCGCGUCGCCCCUAAACGCGGUCCGCGCGCUGAAGCGGCCGGCGAAGGCGGCCGCCUGAUUUUUCUCCCCUCCUCUCGGCUUGCUGUGUCUGGGCCCGGAUGUUUAAAGGUAGCCUCUCCUAUUCUAUACUUCUAUGUUGCGUCGAUGGCGUUCCUAGGCGCCCCUUGACGGCUGCGUUGCUUCGCGGGCGCGAAGCGCGGCACGCGCUUCUCGUAAUUCGUCCUCGAUCCGUUCUGUGG